Molecule: messenger RNA, 1566 nt
Organism: Erigeron canadensis
Lineage: Eukaryota; Viridiplantae; Streptophyta; Magnoliopsida; Asterales; Asteraceae
Exons: 4
Coding region: 1-1566 (521 amino acids)
Biological process (GO): DNA transposition
Molecular function (GO): transposase activity; DNA binding; zinc ion binding
Source: RefSeq, a predicted model, not a curated record
AUGAAAGGUGAGCAACAAGCUAGGAACUUCAAAUUUGGGACUUUAAUUAAUUAUAGAUGGAUAGGCAGACAUUUUGCAGAUAGGAUAAGGCAACAACCAGACAUAAAAAUGUCUGUAAUGCAGGAGUUAGUGAUGAAAAAAUACAAGUGUUUUGUAACUCAUACACAAUGCAAAAGGGCAAGAUCAUGGGCAUUGACUGAAUUUGAGAAGUCAUUAGAGGAACACUAUGCUCUACUUAGGCCAUAUGGUGAUGCAUUGUUAAGAACAAAUCAUGGGUCUACAGUCAAGCUUGGUACAACACAGAACCCAGAUGGAAAGGUGUAUUUUGAUAGAUUCUAUGUCUGUUUGGCAGCUUUGAAGUUAGAUAACUGGAUAUGGUUCUUGAGCUUGCUUGAAGAGGAUCUUCAGUGUCCAGAAGGUGAUCAACUAACUCUAAUGUCAGACCAACACAAGGGUCUAAUUGAAGCUGUUAAGGAGGUUAUGCCUAGAGCAGAACACAGGCAGUGUGCAAGGCACAUUUAUGAGAACUUUAAGAAGAUAUACAGUGGUGAACACUUCAGGAGCUUUUUUUGGAAGGCAUGCAAGGCUACUUAUCCUGCCCAGUUUGAGGAGGCCAUGAAAGAGGUUAAGGUAGCUAAUCCUAAUGCCUUUAAAUACCUAAUGGAUAGAAACCCCAAAUCUUGGUCUAGGGCCUUCUUUUGGUUACACACAGGUUGUGAGGCUGUUGAAAAUGGGUUUAGUGAAUGUUGGAAUUCUGUUUUGCUUAAAGUUAGGAAUAAGCCAAUAAUAACCUUGCUAGAAUCAUUAAGGGUCAUAAUAAUGAUAAGGUUGGAGGGCAUUAGAGAGUUAAGUGCUAAGUGGGUUAAUGAUGUGUGUCCUGCUAUUAGAAAGAAAAUGGAUUUAAUUAAAAAUGAGAGGGAAUCAAGGAGUUGUGAUUGUAGGUUGUGGGAACUCAGUGGGAUCCCUUGUGUGCAUGCUGUGAAUGCCAUAUUCAAACUAAAUCAGGAACCUGAAGAUUACAUUUCAGGUUGGUUUAGGCUAGAUAUGUAUAGAGAAGCAUACAACCAGUGCCUUAUUCCUGUUGGUGGCAUGGACACAUGGCAAAUAAACCCUGACCACAAUGUGCCAUUGCCCCCAAGGCCUAGGAAUAUGCCUGGUAGGCCCAAGAAACAAAGAAUCAAAGCUGUACAUGAACCCAGGGUAAGUCACAACAGAGUCACAAGGCAUGGUGCCAUUAUGACUUGUUCCAAAUGUUGGCAACAAGGCCAUAAUAUGAGGGGAUGUAAGAAUGGAGCUGUUCCAAGGCCUGCUCAUAUUAAGAAGCCAAGAAAAAAGAAGACAACAAAGGUUGGACAGGAUGAAAGUGCAACUGGAGGGCAUACUAAUCAAUCAUCUCAAAGAAUGCAGAGUCAGUCAAGUCAAAGAAACAACAAUGAAAGCCAAGGCCAAGGACUGCAGAAUCAGUCAUGUGAAAGAAACAACCAUGAAACUACUCAAUCAUCACAAAGAAACAACAAUGAAACCCAAGGUCAGAAUAAUAGCCAAGGAUUGCAGAGUCAACCAUAA